This is a messenger RNA of Parathielavia appendiculata, 959 nucleotides long. RefSeq lists its product as uncharacterized. The coding region runs from base 147 to 794 and encodes 215 amino acids. The record is from RefSeq and is a predicted model, not a curated record. The transcript has a single exon. NCBI's taxonomy places the organism in Eukaryota, Fungi, Ascomycota, Sordariomycetes, Sordariales, Chaetomiaceae.
CACUACAAUUGAUCCCUCUCGCUGCUCCUGCAACCUUCUUAAAAACACUACGAACACCUGUUUAGCCAUCCUCCGCCGGAACUUCCUCCAACUUGCUGUCUCAUGCGCAUCUACAGUCGCCGCCUCACUGCCCCUUAUGCUCAACCAUGGAGCCAGCGCAGAAUAACCCAUCAGUCUAUCUAAGUGAUCAGGCCGACCUGGUCCUGGUGGUCCGCAAUACGGACGGAUCCAAGGUCCGGUCCUUCCUCGUCUUUUCCAGCAUGCUUCGCCAUGCGUCACCCUAUUUUGAGACACUGCUCAGUCCAAGAUUCGAAGGCCGGCAAUUACGUGAGGCCCAGAAGGAGGGCUCACAAUUGGCUAUUCCAGGGAUAACACUCGAGGAAGAUGAUGUGGAGGCAAUGGAUUUCAUCUUCAGUUGCGUUCAUUUCAGAGCAGAGCGAAUCCCAAGGAAGUUGACCGCGGAGAGCAUUGCAAAUAUUGCAAUCCAGUCAGACAAGUACGACUUCAACGGGGCCUUGAUCGGCUGGAUCAACUGUUGGUGCGAUGCCAACAACUUCCCGCAGGAAAAUGGCACGACAGCCAGAGACAUGGGCUACGGUCUGUUGGCAGCAUAUCUGUUCCGAUCGCCAGCAUUUUCAACCAUGUCAGCACGCUACGCACAUGACCUUCCCCCCGAUUUUCGUCAGAUCUGGAGGGAGUAUAAGAUUCUGUCAAGGCUACCCGAGGCUCUCAAAGGUAUUUAUUACGGUUGUCCGUGUUUUCUUGGAGCAGCUACUAAGAACAGCCCACAUUAGUCGAGCUCGAACGGCAGGUCAAAGAUACCCAACGCGCAAUUCAUCGAAAUGUCCUUGGCCUGGUUGAGUUCCUUUUCAUGCAAGCUAAACACGACUUAUUGCCGGACCUGCAAUUUGACAUACAGAGGUACUUCACGGCACUCGAAGCACUCGGACUCUGGCCUG